UACUCGCUCUGCUUCACGAUCAUUGCAACUUGUCGUAAACGCAGUAAGUAGUUGUUCGUGUACCUUCGAGAGAGAGUUAAAAAAAAGUGUCAGAUACGUGCAAAAGUGAACGCACGAGAUCAGGUUCCUAUUUUAGUAGUCACCAUAAAAUCAUGAUAAUCGAGCUGCGCCUGUUUCGCUGAUACGUGGAUUUUCGUAAUUCUGCAUUUUUAUAAGUACUUACUACUUUUUGUUGUAUUUUUAUUUUGCUCUUCUAUACGCCUGUGUAUACAUCCUGAAAGAGAUUUUUUUUACCUUACGUACAUACGUGUGUGUACACUUGGUGUAGGCGUGCAUAUGUGCAGUGUUAUAAUUUGCAAUACGUGGAAGAAGUACUUACUUGAUAAAAAGACGAGUAAGAAAAGGGGAAAAAAUAAGCUUACAUAUACCUACAGGAACGUCAGCAGUCACACCACAGCAUUGCAUAUAUUUAUCUGAUUUUACCUGCUUGUCAACAAGAGAGACGUACACCGAGAGUGUUGUACUUAUAGCUCAUCCACAAGAUGGUGACGACGGAGAAGCAGCAGCAACAACAGCAGCCCGGGCCGUCGAAGCCGUCGGGCUCGACGAGCGAAGAAAAGGAGCGCGAUGACCGCAUGUUCGAGUGCAACAUUUGCCUGGACACGGCUAAGGAUGCCGUCGUCAGUAUGUGCGGACACUUGUUUUGUUGGCCCUGUUUACAUCAAUGGCUAGAAACUCGUCCUACCAGACAAGUCUGUCCUGUCUGUAAAGCUGCAAUAAGUAAAGAAAAAGUAAUUCCGCUUUAUGGACGAGGAAAUACAAAACAAGAAGAUCCAAGGAAUAACGUUCCACCGCGCCCUGCUGGUCAGAGGUCAGAGCCUGAAGCUAAUGUAGGUUUUCCUGGUUUCGGUUUCGCGGACGGCAGUUUUCACAUGUCAUUUGGCAUUGGAGCAUUUCCUUUUGGUUUCUUCACCUCGACCUUAAACUUUGGUGACCCGCGGCCAGCUACAGAUCAUGUUGCAGCGCCACGCGGUAGUCCUCAGUUUGAAGAAGACACUUUCCUGUCAAAAUUGUUUUUAUGGCUGGCGAUCGCUUUCAUCAUUUGGCUUCUCCUGGCAUAACGUUAUUCCCGAAACAUGGCAUCACCUGGACGUAAGUCCAAUCAUCUACUUCGUAUACUAAACGCAUCGAUUUUUCCCUGUAUACUGUCAAGAUGAAACUUUUGCAAUAGUGAAAAUUAAUAAGUUUUACGUGGUGUUAAAUGAGAAUUGUGUUUUAUCUCUUCAACGAGACCCUCUUUUUUUGAUCUUUCAAAGCAGAUACAAAUAUUUGUGUAUUGCAUCAAUGCUCGUUGUUGCAUCUCAACUUGUUGAUGAGUGAAAGAUUCAAUGUAAGGAGUGAGUGCUCUCAUUGUUGACUAAUAUUUUUUCGAGAUAACUCAAAAUAUUUCAAAUAGCGUGAAAUUUUUGUAGACGAGCGUUUUCCCUUUUUUCCUAAAAUAACUCUGUAUAAAUUAAGAGUAAGGUUUGACUAUAUUAUUUGACCAUAAUCUGUCGGUUUUUAUGUCAUCUGCGAAAAUUUAUGAAGGGGCCUGGUUUCGGAGGUGCUGUUGAUAAUUAUUUACUUGUGUAUAUAUAUAAAUAUCUUUAGCUGCAUAAAGUAUUCGUCUAUUAUAUUGGAAGUCUAGAUUUACAUACUUUUAAAUAUUAUUCUUAAUGAUAAAGCCAUGUUCAGUUAUUGACACACACUGCACAGCCUUUAGAGUGUAAAUAUAAUUUAUCUUUAAGCUAUCAUGUCUUGAGCAAAGGUCUCUAUUGUUUUUCUACGUGUAUUUUACACGCUCGCGUAAGUUCAUUUUUGCUAAAAGCUUUAAAAUAGGAUUUUAAUUAUGAAAAAAUCAUUUUUUUUUUUUUUUUUUUUUUAAGGUUAUGCAUAGGAAACGUAAAGUUGACACUUGUGAUUUUAUUAGCGCGUAUGUGACAGCAUUCAUUUACACUUUUGAAUGAUUGUGGCACAUGCUUGUUUGAUUACCUAAUCUAAUUUAUCACAUUCCGUGCUUGCUCGUAAAGAGUGUUACACAUAAAUUUUAGUUAACAUACAUCGAUUUUCCUUCUUUUUUAUUACAGACAAUCAAUUAAAUGAUUGUACUUGAAAGUAUGGCUUUUCAAAAUACAAAACUAAGACUGCAGCUUUCAGAUUAAUAACUGUUAGCAAUGUAUUCGGGAGUAAAAUGUAAAACAAUCAAUAACGCAAUUAUUUACGAAUACAUGGCAUUUAACAGUACAUAAAAGCAUCUUACAUGAUUUUCUGCAAUUUUAUCUUUCCACGUUUUCUUACUAACAACAAAUUAUUGAAAAAGUUGUAAAAACAACAUUUAUAAUUUUAGUGGUGCAUAUAUAGUUGUUAAAUUAUGGCAAAUUUAGAAAAUUACCCUAAAAAGGUUUCGUUCUCAUUCUCUACAAAUAAUUUCACGCGUCUCAAUUUGUAUUAAACAUUUUAUGAUUAUGUUUAUCAUUGUAAAAUUCUUUAUUUUAUUGUUAAUCUUAGAGUGCAUUUU
Molecule: messenger RNA, 2557 nt
Organism: Copidosoma floridanum
Lineage: Eukaryota; Metazoa; Arthropoda; Insecta; Hymenoptera; Encyrtidae
Product: E3 ubiquitin-protein ligase RNF185
Biological process (GO): ubiquitin-dependent protein catabolic process
Cellular component (GO): endoplasmic reticulum
Molecular function (GO): ubiquitin protein ligase activity; metal ion binding
Source: RefSeq, a predicted model, not a curated record